AUGUUUGUUUACAUCCUGAGCCCCAGAUUCCUCGUCACCCGCGUCGACGUCACCACUUCGGUCCGCCCACCAGAAUCCGCGCGAAAUACAGUCGACGAAGCACUCAUGCCCGCUUCAGCCGCCAUCGCUCUAACGUCCUCCCUCAAGCGGCCUCUGCGCUCCGACGCCCUGGCGAUCUCCUCAGACAGAACCCCGACAGGAACAACAGGAGCUCAGACUCAGUCAGGAGGCCCACCUCAGCCCUCACAUCUUUACCAAAACCAAACCGUGGAUGAUGGAGAGAGGGGUAUUCUACCUAUCAUCAUAACUGAAGAGAUCAAAACAGAUCCUGAUGGAGAGGGCUACAGAGUACCAGAACCAACCAGUGAUCAGCCCCUCUCAGUUCAUCCAGACUACUCUGCUGCAGUAGAGAAGCCAUAUCAGUGUAAACAAUGUAGCAACAGCUUCACACGUAAGGGACACUUGACCAUCCAUUCAAGGACACACACAGGAGAGAACCCCUAUCAGUGCAAACAAUGUGGCAAAAGGUUUAACCAGAAGAGCAACUUGACCAUCCAUACAAGGGUACACACAGGAGAGAAUCCCUAUCAAUGCAAACAAUGUGGCAAAAUGUUUAACCAGAAGGGACACUUGACCGUUCAUUCACGGAUACAUACAGGGAGAGAGCCAUAUCAGUGCAAAGACUGUGACAAAGCCUUCAACCAGAAGAUAGAACUGACAUUGCAUAUGAGAGCUCAUACAGGAGAGAGACCAUAUAUCUGUCCUGUAUGCAAGAAAGGUUACAUCGCAUUAAGCUAUUUAAGACUUCAUCAGCGUGUUCACAAAGGGGAGAAAUCUUACCAGUGCAAAUAUCAGGAAGACCCACCUCAGCCCUCACAUCUUUACCAAAACCAAACUGUGGAUGACGGAGAGAGGGGUAUUCUACCUAUCAUCAUAACUGAGGAGAUCAAAACAGAACCUGAUGMAGAGGGCUACAGAGUACCASAACCAACCAGUGAUCAGCCCKUCUCAGUUCAUCRAGACUGCUCUGCUGCAGUGGAGAAACUAUAUCAGUGUAGACAAUGUGGCAAAAGCUUUACUCGUAAGGGACACUUGACCAUCCAUUCAAGAACACACACAGGAGAGAAAUCUUAUCUGUGCAAACAAUGUGACAAAUGGUUUAACCAGAAAGGUGACUUGGACAGACAUACAAGGGUACACACAGGAGAGAAUCCAUAUCAGUGCAAACAAUGUGGCAAAAGGUUUAGCCAGAAGGGAAGCUUGACAGUCCAUUCAAGGAUACAUACAGGGGAGAGACCAUAUCAGUGCAAAGACUGUGGCAAAGCCUUCAACCAGAAGAUAGAAUUGACAUUGCACAUGAGAGCUCAUACAGGAGAGAGACCAUAUAGCUGUCCUGUAUGCAGGAAYGGUUACAUUGCAUUAAGCUAUUUAAGACGUCAUCAGCGUGUUCACACAGGGGAGAAACCUUACCAGUGCAACGAAUGUUACAAAUGCUUUGGUUAUAAACAUCGCCUAACAUCACAUAUGAGCACUCAUACUAAAGGGCAUAAAUGAUAUUACUGCACUGAGUGUAAUAAUAGCCUGAAAUGAAAACAACAAAUUAA
This is a messenger RNA of Salvelinus sp. IW2-2015, 1604 nucleotides long. The record is from RefSeq and is a predicted model, not a curated record. NCBI's taxonomy places the organism in Eukaryota, Metazoa, Chordata, Actinopteri, Salmoniformes, Salmonidae.